AUGUCCAACCCAACCAACAAACACGGCCUCACCGCCGCCCCGGCCUCUGCCCAAGACCUCCUCACCAGUUCACCUAACCCAGCACCAACCGUUCCCCUCACCCCAAUCCCAGAAACCACACUAGCACAGCGCAUCAAUGUCGAUGCACGCACAUACCUCCCCGACCAGACCUACAACCACUCACAACGAUUACUGGGACUUGGGACGAUGAGACUUUCCUCCUCGCUUGUUUGUUGCAUCUGGGACCACGGAGGCCAAUAUCACCGCUAUCGGCUACAUUAUGAGUUCUUUGGCGGCGUGUUGGCAUUGCGUGUUUUGCAGAGUGCUACCCAUGAAGACGAAGACGAGGCUAAUGUAGGUGUCCAUGUUCGUGAGUGGGGGAGUCCAUCCGGGCUUCGGGCCCGCGACGGCCCCGCGUGA
Penicillium hordei is the source of this 420-nucleotide messenger RNA. Its product is annotated as putative urea hydro-lyase/cyanamide hydratase. NCBI's taxonomy places the organism in Eukaryota, Fungi, Ascomycota, Eurotiomycetes, Eurotiales, Aspergillaceae. The record is from RefSeq and is a predicted model, not a curated record. The transcript is spliced from 2 exons. The coding region runs from base 1 to 420 and encodes 139 amino acids.